AUGAAUAUGUAUUACCUUAAAAUGUUAUUGUUUAACAUUUUAAUAAAUACAUUAGUAUUACCACAUUAUGAGAAUUAUCUAAAUAACCAUUAUAAUGUAGGUCUCAUUCAAAACAAGACCAAAAGAGCGACGAUAAAAUCAAGACUUUUAGCACAAACCCAAAUCCAUAAUCCGCAUUAUCAUAAUGACCCAGAACUCAAAGAAAUAAUUGAUAAAAUGAACGAGGAAGCAAUAAAAAAAUACCAAAAAACUCAUAAUCCAUAUAAACAAUUGAAAGAAGUAGUAGAAAAAAAUGGGAAAAAAUAUACAAGUGGAAAUGAUACAGAACCUAUGUCAACGUUAGAAAAAGAACUAUUGGAAACAUAUGAAGAAGUGUUUGGUGACGAAAAGGAUAUUACGUUAAAAUCGGGUAUAAACUCAAAUGAUGAUAACAGAUCAGAUAACUCAUCAACAUGUGAAUGUACUGAUAUUAAUAAUGCGAAAUUAGCAAAAACAAAAGGAAGAGAUAAGUAUUUAAAACACUUAAAAUGGAGAUGUACCCGUGCUAUAUGUUUUUGUUCAGUGGGUAGUCUAUUCUUAACAUUUAUAGGGUUAGCUGCUGCAAGAGCUACUGACGUUGCUGCCUUGAAUAUUACUUUCAAUGGAAUAAAUUAUAGUAUAUACGCAACAUAUGUUACUAUACUUAAUAUGUUUAAUGAGGCAUCUAUGAUUGCAGCUAUUCAAGCAGGCGUUGGUGCUACUGUUGAUGGUCUUGCCGAUAUGCUCACACCUGCUGCAGCUUCUGCUAGUGCAAUUUUUGGAGGUUUUGGUAUUGCAGCUUUGGUUCUACUUAUAUUAGCUGUUGCACUUAUAAUCUUAUACAUAUGGUUGUAUAAAAGAAGGAAAAGAUCAUGGAAACAUGAAUGCAAGAAACAUUUAUGUAAGUAA
Messenger RNA from Plasmodium falciparum 3D7, 927 nucleotides. Its product is annotated as stevor. NCBI's taxonomy places the organism in Eukaryota, Apicomplexa, Aconoidasida, Haemosporida, Plasmodiidae. The record is from RefSeq and is a predicted model, not a curated record. The coding region runs from base 1 to 927 and encodes 308 amino acids. The transcript is spliced from 2 exons. Gene Ontology annotation, cellular component: membrane.